UAGUCCCAGCCAUCAAUGUUCCCAGAAGUGGCUUUGCUGCUCCUGGACUCUUACUGGCCCCCCAUCGACCCUUGGACCAAUAACUGCCAUAAAAAUAAUCCUGAUCCUGCAGCCGCAGAGAUGUUGAUGCCUAAGAAGAACCGGAUUGCCAUUUAUGAACUCCUUUUUAAGGAGGGAGUCAUGGUGGCCAAGAAGGAUGUCCACAUGCCUAAGCACCCGGAGCUGGCAGACAAGAAUGUGCCCAACCUUCAUGUCAUGAAGGCCAUGCAGUCUCAGUCCCGAGGCUACGUGAAGGAACAGUUUGCCUGGAGACAUUUCUACUGGUACCUUACCAAUGAGGGUAUCCAGUAUCUCCGUGAUUACCUUCAUCUGCCCCCGGAGAUUGUGCCUGCCACCCUACGCCGUAGCCGUCCAGAGACUGGCAGGCCUCGGCCUAAAGGUCUGGAGGGUGAGCGACCUGCGAGACUCACAAGAGGGGAAGCUGACAGAGAUACCUACAGACGGAGUGCUGUGCCACCUGGUGCCGACAAGAAAGCCGAGGCUGGGGCUGGGUCAGCAACCAAAUUCCAGUUUAGAGGCGGAUUUGGUCGUGGACGUGGUCAGCCACCUCAGUAAAAUUGGAGAGGAUUCUUUUGCAUUGAAUAAAACUUACAGCCAAAAAACCUUAAAAAAGAAAAA
Molecule: messenger RNA, 678 nt
Organism: Symphalangus syndactylus (siamang)
Lineage: Eukaryota; Metazoa; Chordata; Mammalia; Primates; Hylobatidae
Product: small ribosomal subunit protein eS10-like
Cellular component (GO): cytosolic small ribosomal subunit
Molecular function (GO): structural constituent of ribosome; RNA binding
Source: RefSeq, a predicted model, not a curated record